AUUAAUGAGUAUUUAGAGAAAUAUUUAAAUACACAUAAUAUAUAGAAUUCAUGAUUAAUUAAGAGAAUAAAAAAUGAAAUAAUGCUGCAGGUGGCCCAUUUCCCUUUCACAAUACCACUAUAACUUGUAGCAGCCCAAACCACCUCUCCCUCUCUCUCCCAAGAGAGCAAAAACAAAACAAAAAUAAAUCUCUACUGCGCAACCACACUAAAACGCCAUUCCACCACCGCUACCGCCACCGCCGCCGUCUCAAAUUAGACGUAUGGGCAAUAUAUUGGGCCCUUUCUCUCUUCUACCACCUUCAAAUUGAUUGCCCAAUUCACUCAAUACUCGGACCUAAUUAGGAAAGUCUCAAUUCUCCAUCCAUGGAAGACCACCAAACAUGCGGCGGCCGCAACAUCAUCUUCGGCAAAUACGAAAUGGGGCGCCUCCUCGGCAAAGGCACGUUCGCGAAGGUGUACCACGGCCGCGACCUGAAGACAUCGGAGAGCGUGGCCAUCAAAGUGAUUAGCAAGGAUCAGGUGAAGCAGGAAGGGCUAAUGGAGCAAAUCACGCGCGAGAUCUCGGUGAUGCGGCUGGUCCGCCACCCCAACGUGGUGGAGAUAAAGGAGGUGAUGGCCACGAAGCAGAAGAUCUUCUUCGUGAUGGAGUACGUCAAAGGCGGCGAGCUCUUCGCCAAGGUGGCCAGGGGGAAGCUCAAGGAGGACGCCGCCAGAAAGUAUUUCCAGCAGCUCGUCAGCGCCAUCGAUUUCUGCCACAGCCGCGGCGUCUCGCACCGCGACCUCAAGCCGGAGAACCUCCUCCUCGACGAGGACGGCAACCUCAAGGUUUCCGACUUCGGUCUCUCCGCCCUGCCGGAGCACCACCGAAACGACGGCCUCCUCCACACGCAGUGCGGCACGCCGGCCUACGUGGCGCCGGAGGUGCUGCGGAAGAAGGGUUACGACGGCGCCAUGGCGGAUAUCUGGUCGUGCGGCGUCAUCCUCUACGUGCUCCUCGCCGGAUUCCUGCCGUUUCAGGAUGAAAACGUGAUGAAGAUGUACACGAAGAUUUUCAAGGCGGAGUUCUCGAUUCCGCCGUGGAUCUCGCACGAGGCGAAGCGGCUGAUCUCGCGGCUGCUGGUGGCGAAUCCGGAGAAGCGGAUUACGAUCGAGGCGAUCAUGAGAGUACCGUGGUUCCGUAAAGGAUUCACGAGGCCGGUCGCGUUUUCGGUGAAGGAACCGUCUAAUCAAGAGCCGAUCGAGGAGAAAGAGCUGAAGAGAUCUAAAUCCUCGCCGCCGUUCUACAAUGCGUUCGAGUUCAUAUCGUCGAUGUCGUCGGGGUUCGACCUGUCGAAUCUGUUCGAGAAAGGGAGGAGAUCGGGAUCGCUCUUCACGUCGCGGUGCUCGGCGGCGGUGGUGGUGGCGAAGCUGGAGUCGCUGGCGAAUAAGCUGAAUUUCACGCUGGUAUUGAGCAAGGACUACAAGGUGCGGAUGCAGGGUGCGGCGGAGGGAAGGAAGGGGAGGCUGUCGGUGACGGCGGAGGUGUUCGAGGUGGCGCCGGAGGUGGCGGUGGUGGAGUUCUCGAAGUCGGCCGGAGACACCUUGGAGUACCGGAAGUUCUGCGAGGAGGAUGUGAGGCCGGCCUUGAAAGACAUAGUUUGGAGUUGGCAAGGGGAGACCUGUUCUUGCCAGGGUUAGUUUCGUCAUUUUCGCCACCCCCUGCCCCAUUUGUGAAUACGUUGUUACCCAAUUUUGUGUGAGCUUAGUCCAUGCAAUCUUCUACGGUCUCAACAUUUAUGUACAUAACGUUUUUCAAAUGUUGAUUUAGGGGCGUGUUUGGGCCUCCUUACAGAUA
Messenger RNA from Salvia miltiorrhiza (redroot sage), 1836 nucleotides. Its product is annotated as CBL-interacting serine/threonine-protein kinase 5-like. The coding region runs from base 366 to 1679 and encodes 437 amino acids. Gene Ontology annotation, biological process: signal transduction; protein phosphorylation. The transcript has a single exon. Lineage: Eukaryota; Viridiplantae; Streptophyta; Magnoliopsida; Lamiales; Lamiaceae. The record is from RefSeq and is a predicted model, not a curated record. Gene Ontology annotation, molecular function: ATP binding; protein kinase activity.